Molecule: messenger RNA, 1077 nt
Organism: Uncinocarpus reesii 1704
Lineage: Eukaryota; Fungi; Ascomycota; Eurotiomycetes; Onygenales; Onygenaceae
Product: deoxyhypusine synthase
Exons: 3
Coding region: 1-1077 (358 amino acids)
Biological process (GO): peptidyl-hypusine biosynthetic process
Cellular component (GO): cytoplasm
Molecular function (GO): deoxyhypusine synthase activity
Source: RefSeq, a predicted model, not a curated record
AUGGGUACCCAAGCGGAUGCUCCCCCGUCGCGGGCCACGGACGCUGUUCUCAUGGCUUCCGACACCGUUCCCGAAGGAACCCCGCAAGUCAGCGGCAUCGACUUCAACAAAUACGCCGAUCGAGACAUCACCGCUGCCGAGCUGCUAGAAAACAUGGCAGGGAUGGGGUUUCAGGCCUCCGCCGUGGCCGAGGCUGCACGGAUCAUCAACGACAUGAUCGCAUGGCGGGAUCCAAAGACAGGAAAGGGCACGACCAUCUUCCUCGGAUACACCUCGAAUUUAAUCUCGUCCGGCCUGCGGGAAACCCUGCGCUACCUCGUCCAGCACAAGCACGUGUCGGCCAUCGUCACGACGGCCGGCGGCGUCGAGGAGGAUUUGAUCAAGUGCCUGGCGCCAACGUAUCUCGGAUCGUUCAGCAUGCAAGGCGCAUCGCUCCGGGAAAGGGGAAUGAACCGAAUCGGGAACUUGAUCGUGCCGAACAGCAACUACUGCGCGUUUGAGGAUUGGGUGAUGCCCAUACUGAAGACAAUGCUCGAGGAGCAAGAGGCGUCGAAGAAUACGGAAAACCGCGUGCACUGGACGCCUAGCAAGGUCAUCCACCGGCUGGGCAAGGAGAUCAACAAUGAAGAAUCAGUCUAUUAUUGGGCCUACAAGAAUGACAUCCCCGUGUUUUGUCCGGCGUUGACCGAUGGGAGCCUGGGGGACAUGUUGUAUUUCCAUACGUUCUCGGCGUCGCCAGACCACCUACGGAUUGACAUCGUAGAAGACAUCCGCCGGAUCAAUUCCAUGUCCACGUUCGCUGAGCGUGCCGGCAUGAUCAUUCUCGGCGGCGGAAUCAUCAAGCAUCACAUCGCCAACGCCUGCCUGAUGCGCAACGGCGCCGAAAGCGCCGUCUAUAUCAACACUGCGCAGGAAUUCGACGGUAGCGACGCCGGUGCCCGGCCCGAUGAAGCUGUGAGUUGGGGGAAGAUCAAAGCGGAUGCGCAGAGUGUGAAGGUAUACGCAGAAGCCACUGUGGUCUUCCCACUCAUUGUGGCGUCGACAUUUGCCAAGGUCAAAAAGCCGGUUAUCAAAUGA